Lampris incognitus (smalleye Pacific opah) is the source of this 1736-nucleotide messenger RNA. It is a transcript of the gene svopl, whose product is annotated as SVOP-like. Bases 156 to 1643 code for a protein of 495 amino acids. The record is from RefSeq and is a predicted model, not a curated record. Gene Ontology annotation, molecular function: transmembrane transporter activity. Gene Ontology annotation, biological process: transmembrane transport. The transcript is spliced from 16 exons. Lineage: Eukaryota; Metazoa; Chordata; Actinopteri; Lampriformes; Lampridae.
GCGGCGGAGGGGCGAAGUCUUUAACUUUACUGAGAGAAACGCCUUCGGCGGCGUCGCACUUGGUUUAAUCUGCAGCAUGAAAAGCACGAAGACCGCAGGUUCCAGACCGGAAAAGAAAAACGGCCCACUAAUACGUCUGUGAAAGAAGCUGCAGUAUGAAUGACUUCAUGAAGACGCAGCUGGUCAGCGCCAUCCACCUUCAGGAGGUGGAGCUGGAGGAAAACCCCAGCCGCAGACCACUUCCAGAGGUCAAAGAGGACCAUACCUUCAGCGUGGAGGAGGCUGUGGAGACCAUCGGCUUUGGACGGUUUCACAUCCUGCUCUUUAUCAUCAUGGGCAGUGCCAAUAUAGUGGAGGCUAUGGAGAUCAUGCUGCUAGCGGUGGUCUCUCCUGAGAUCCGCUGUGAGUGGCGCCUGGAUGACUGGCAGGUGGCGCUGGUGUCCACGGUGGUGUUUUUGGGCUUCAUGGUGUGUGGCGUGCUGAGCGGAUACAUGGCCGACAGAUAUGGACGCUGGAAGGUGGUGUUUGGUGGUUUUGUGUGGAGUGCCUACUUUUCCCUCCUCACCUCCUUUUCUCCCUCCUACGGCUGGUUUGUCUUCCUGCGUACUAUGGUGGGCUGCGGUGUGGCGGGAGUGUCUCAGGGGUUUGUCCUGAAGACAGAGUUCAUCCCUGCUAAGUACAGAGCCUCUCUGCUGCCGCUGGCCUCUAUCUUCUGGAUGUUUGGCUCCAUGCUGAUCAUCAUUCUAGGAAUGACCGUGGUUCCCACCUUGGGCUGGAGAUGGAUGAUCCGGCUAUCGGUGGCCCCCAGUGUCUUGCUCCUAUUCCUGUUCAAGUACAUUCCAGAGUCAGCCCGGUACAAAGUGUCUGCCGGUAACAUACAGGGAGCGCUGGAAAUUCUCCAGAAGAUUGCCAGGAUGAACAAAGCAUCCCUGCCACCCGGACGACUGAUGGAACCUCAUUCUCACCAGAGGGGCAGCUGGCGAAUCCUCCUCAGCCCUGCAUUAAGGAGGACCUCACUACUACUGUGGUACUCAUGGUUUGUGGCGUCCUUCUCCUACUACGGUUCUGUACUGAGCAGCUCUGAGCUGUUGGAAAAGAACCUGCUGUGUGUGACGGACGCUGACGAGCACCACCAGGUCAAACACCGCCUCGAGCACGGGGUGUGCUACUGUAUCUCCUUCGGAGCCAAAGACUACCAGACCCUCCUCAUCAGCUGUCUGGGAGAGAUUGCGCUUAUCCCUCUCAACAUCGGCCUGUUGUCUGUGGUGGGGCGAAAGAUGAGUCUGAUGGUGCUGCAGCUGCUGUCGGCCAUGUUGUUCAUGCUGGUUAAUGUCUGCACCACCAUGUUUGGCUUCACGGUGCUGUUCUUCUUGCUCAGGUCACUGGUCGCCAUGAACUUCAAUGUGGUCUAUAUUUACACCGCAGAGGUCUAUCCCACCGUGGCACGUUCUCUAGGAAUGGGCUUCUGUACCUCUUUCAGUCGCAUAGGAGGCAUGAUCGCACCUUUCAUAGCACAGGUGCUGAUGUCACAGUCGGUAAUCUUGGCUCUGUCUCCCUUUGCUGUCGCUUGUGUGCUCUGUGCCAUUGGGAACGUUCUGCUGCCCAUCGAGACCAAGGGACGAGCGCUUUUGCAAAACUCCUGAUGUUGCCUCCGACACAAAAUGGUCGUGCUUGGUUAUCGAUUUUAUUAUGUGUAGAUCUAAUGUAGAAAUAUUAAAUUUAAUACUUUGAACAAC